Messenger RNA from Melitaea cinxia (Glanville fritillary), 1376 nucleotides. RefSeq names its product phosphoglycolate phosphatase 1A, chloroplastic-like. The transcript has 6 exons. The record is from RefSeq and is a predicted model, not a curated record. Gene Ontology annotation, molecular function: phosphatase activity. Lineage: Eukaryota; Metazoa; Arthropoda; Insecta; Lepidoptera; Nymphalidae. Gene Ontology annotation, cellular component: cytoplasm. Bases 121 to 1038 code for a protein of 305 amino acids.
GAAUAUAUAUUUAUAUAUACACGAUCUUCAACACUCGAGCGCAGUACACAAAGACACAAGGUUUAAACCGCACGUGUCUGUUGAUUUAUCGAUAAAAAGUGUGAGUGACAUAAAAUCGACAUGGAACCUGUGAAUCUCAUGAAAUUAGAUGGGAAGAAAUUGAAAGAAUUUUUAAACUCGUUCGAUUACGUGUUCUCGGACUGUGACGGCGUGCUGUGGACCACAGCUCCUCUGCCAGGCGUGGGGAAAUUCUUCGAGCUGAUUAAAGGAUUUGGAAAAAAAGUACACUUCGUGUCUAACAACAGUAUAAGAACUAAAGAAAAUUAUGACUCAAACUUUCAGGAUGCUGGCAUUAAGGAUGGAAUCAAUAAUCUUACAAUCCCGUCAACUGCUAUUGCUGAAUAUCUGAAAUCGGUGAAUUUCAACAAAGCUGUGUACUGUGUAACUUGUCCAGAGACUGUAGCAGUACUGGAGUCAAAUGGAUUCAAAUGCAAGGAAGGACCAGAGAUAGGCACUCAUUACUACGGUGACUACAUAAAAUACUUAGCCGACGAUGAAGAGAUAGGUGCCGUUGUAUUCGAUAGCGACUUCAAGGUGAAUCUGCCUAAGAUGUACAAGGCCCUUACUUACCUCAAGAGGCCAGAAGUACUCUUUAUAAACGGAGCCACUGACAGAUACGUAACUUUGGAAAAGGAAUCCUUAGCUUUAGGUACAGGAGUAUUUAGCGAGAUAGUGAGUCAAGAAUCGAAACGUACGCCAAUCUUGCUUGGAAAGCCAGGACUUGCGUUCGGCGAAUUUGCGAUGAAACGAGCAGGUGUUACAGAUGCAAGCCGUGUGCUUUUCAUUGGUGAUAUGAUAGAACAAGAUGUUGGUUUGGGCAGAGCGGUAGGUUUUCAGACUAUGCUAGUGUUGACAAAUAAAACAAAAGAAGAAAUGCUGUCACACCCCACAUUAAAACCAGAUUACUACGCCGAUUCCUUAGGGAGUUUAGUUCCUGUACUUAGCAAAGUACUUAAUAAUUAUGUGAAUGAAAUCUAAUGAUGUUUUUUUAUUCUGAAAAAAAAUGCCAUCUUGUUUUUUUGGACUCAAGUAUAUAUAACACUAAACGAUAUAAACUUUACCAAGGAAAAUAUAUUUUGUGAUUGUAAUUUUAUUUGGAAUUGUAUAAUGUAAAUUUUGUUUUAUGAUUUUAUAAAAUAGCAAUCGAAUUAAAUGUAUAAUUAAAUAUUAUGUACUUAGGUAAGUAUCUAGUACUAUACAUUUCUGUCAACACUACAAACAAUGUACCCGAGAAUCAAUACAGUACUUAUUUAUUAUUUUAUUUAUGUAUAAAUGCUAUUGUUGCCAGUGCGCAUUUUAAUCAAUAUUAUUUACAG